AUGGUACAUGUAUUACUAGGCUAUUUAGAUGAGAAGAAGAAGAGGAAGAAUGAAUUAAGGGAUAAGCAUAAAAUUAAUAAAAAGUUUGUUUCUAAAAUCGGUGGGAAACCCUUUUGGUUAGAUAGAAUUAAUUUACCGGAUGAGAAAGAAUUUAAUUGUUCCGUAUGUAACAACAUGAUGAUAUUUUUAUUACAGAUUUAUGCGCCCUUAGAUGAGCUUGGAAAUUGUUUUCAUCGAUGUUUAUAUGUAUUCAUAUGUAUACAUUGUGGUGAUCAAGCAAAAUGUUUUAGAACACAAUUACCAAGAAAUAAUCCAUUUUAUAAUUAUUAUUUACAAGAUUCGAAUUAUGUGGAUGAUCCAACAAAUGAAAAUGAUGAAUUGAUUCCUUCUGAUGAUACAUAUAAUCAAAUUAGUGAAUCGGAUGAUACGGAUAAUGACAUGAGUGAUAGUGAAGAAAAUAUAAAAAAUCCCACAUAUACAAAUAAUAAUAAUAAUAAUAUUAAUAUUAAUAUUAAUAGUAUUAAUAAUAAUAAUAAUAUGAUAAAUAUCAAUAUUGAUGAAACAAAUCGUAACGACGAUGUGAAUAAUGGAGAACAUAUAGAUAUGAAUACAAAUAUAAUUAUUAGUAAUAAUGAAAAUUUUAAUGCUAGUGAAACCAUUAAUAGUAAUAGUAAUAGUAAUAGUAAUAUUAAUAGUAAUAUUAAUAGUAAUAGUAAUAGUAAUAGUAAUAGUAAUAGUAAUAUUAAUAGUAAUAGUAAUAGUAAUAGUAAUAUUAAUAGUAAUAGUAAUAAUAAUUGCUUCGAACCGACGGGGAAUAAUUUGAACGAAUCAGACGAUACUACUAACCAAAUAAACGAGUCUGACCAUAGCACAAACCCAUUUAACGAAUCUGACGAUACAAAUAAUGAACAUAAAACAUUAGAAAAGAAGGAAAAAGAAAUAAAUCCAUAUAGAAAUAAUAAUGAUAAUAAGAAGGAUAAUGAUGUAAAUAAUUUUAUUAUGAAUAUUAAAGAAGAUGAUGAAAAUCAAGAAAAGAAGAAGGAAAAGAACGUAAACGUUAUUUGCUCAAAAAGAUUGGAAAAUGAUAAUUGCAAUAAUAAAAUUCUUACACAGAAUAUGGAAAAAAAUAAUAAUUUUAGUGUUAAUGCAGAUGUAAAAAAAAAAGAUACGGGUUCAGGAACAGACUAUUAUAUGACAUUAAUAAAGAAAGAUAAGAAUGUUUUUGAUAAAAGCGUGGAAUAUUAUUUUUGUUGUAAUAUUUGUGGAAUUCCUUGUGUCAAUAAAUUUAAAAAACAUAAAUCUUGUAAACUUAAGAAGCAUAUAAUUUUCCAAGAACACAAAAUAUAUAUUAGCGAUGAAGAUGAUUGUGAAAGUAGUAGUACAGGAAGCGAGAUGUUUUCUGAUUUUUAUGGAGGAGAUUCUAAUGAAGAACUUGUUAAUAAUAAAGGUGGUACUUAUGUUCUUCAAAUUAAUACAAAAGAAAAGGAUAAUUCGAGGAUGACAAAUUUUGAUGUUUUACAUAAUGAAAAUAUACCUACAACGAAUAAUUAUGAUAACACAAGGAAUAAUUAUGAUAUUACAACGAAUAAUUAUGAUAACACAACGAAUAAUUAUGAUAUUACAACGAAUAAUGAUGAUAACACAAGGAAUAAUUAUGAUAACACAACGAAUAAUUAUGAUAUUACAACAAAUAAUGAUGAUAAUACAACGAAUAAUAUAUCUCCUGAUCAUGGUAAUGAAACAUAUGAAAGUGGAGAAACAAAUAAAAUGGAUAAUCUCGAUAAUAUGGAUAAUAACAUGAAAGGAAAUAAUACUAUGAAUCAUGUAAAUGGUAUGUGUGAUGUUAAUAAUAUAAAUGUGAACAACAAUAAUAUUCAUGUUAUCGAUUAUAAUAAAACAGACUUUUAUAGUAACACCAAUUAUUCAUUUAACGGAAAAGAACAAAAUAAAGAUGAUGCAGAAGAAAUUGAUUUAGAUAUCAGCGAAAUGAAAGCUUUUGAACAGAUACAAAGAGAUAUUGAGCAUACAAGGAAUAUUGAUAAAGUUUUUAAAAAUUAUAUAAAAAAAAUCCAAAGAUUCCCAAGUCAGUUUAUAAGAUAUUCAUAUAAUGGUACAGCUCUUUAUUCGUCAUGUGACAUAUUUAAUAGUAACAGAAAUAAUGUAUCGGAACUACCAAAUACAAAUAAUAAAUCUCACAAUAAUAUGAAUAAUAUUUAUAAUACAUUUAAUACUAAUAAGGUUCCUCGGUGUCAUAUUUGUAAAAGAAGAAAAGUAUUUGAAUUCCAAGUUCUCUCAACCAUUAUUAACUUUUUAAAAAUAAACAAAAAUAUACAAGUUGAUAAUAAUAUAGCCUUAAAUUCGAAGUUUGCUUACCUUGCCAUAUAUACAUGUGAAAAUAAUUGUGACAUAUUCGAUAUAAACAAUUUUAAAGAAUCACAAAGAAGACAACACAAAAAUAGAUAUAUUCAAGAAUAUGUCUAUGUGCAAGUUGAAAAUUAA
Plasmodium falciparum 3D7 is the source of this 2499-nucleotide messenger RNA. Its product is annotated as programmed cell death 2 domain-containing protein. Lineage: Eukaryota; Apicomplexa; Aconoidasida; Haemosporida; Plasmodiidae. The record is from RefSeq and is a predicted model, not a curated record. Gene Ontology annotation, cellular component: cytoplasm; cytosol.